AUUAAUGAAAGAGACGGGAUCCACACUAUAUAUAUAUAACAGGAGGCUUCUUAAAUCCACAAUUAUCUCGUAUAAGAGUGCUGAAAACACUAAUCGGACAACAGUUACAAAUCAUGUAACAGAAGAGCUGCUUGUCAGUUAACUUUCGAGAUUAAUCAACAACGUCCUGCACAGAAUGAGCUUCCUUUUGUAAGUGUUCUAUACUUCGGUUUGUUUACAUCUCGAGAUGAACAAUAAACAAAAAUUUUUGUGUCAUAAAACGUGCGCAAUCUUCAGAGACAUAUAUUUACCAAACUCUAAUAAUAUUCUUGAUUCAACUUUCAAUAAUGUGGCACGUUUCAUUCGACAGUGGUUCAAGAAAUAAUAAGACAUUUAAGCCGAAGAAGAAGAUUGUGGAAGGAAGUCAUCAAUAUGAGUUGAUGAAACAUGCUGCUUCUACUUUAGGCUCAGGGAACUUAAGAGAUGCUGUAAAAUUGCCUGAUGGUGAAGAUAUAAAUGAAUGGGUUGCUGUUAACACUGUGGAUUUUUUUAAUCAAAUAAAUAUGCUGUAUGGAACAUUGACUGAAUUUUGUACCGAUAAAACUUGCCCAAUUAUGAGAGCAGGACCUAAAUAUGAAUAUCACUGGGCUGAUGGUUUAACAGUAAAGAAACCUAUUAAAUGUUCAGCGCCAAAGUACAUCGAUUAUCUAAUGACUUGGGUUCAAGACCAGCUUGACGAUGAAGCAGUAUUCCCCUCCAAAAUUGGGGUGCCGUUUCCUAAAAGUUUUCUAUCGAUUGCAAAGAUUAUUCUGAAAAGAAUGUUUCGCGUUUAUGCACAUAUUUAUCACGAACAUUUUAACCAGGUAGUUUUUUUUUCGUAACAUGAUAUCUUAUAAUAUACUUUGCAAUAUUUAUUACAUUUUUACAUUUUCUAUAACUUUCUUUUGACUAGGUCAUCAACCUUAAGGAAGAACCUCACUUAAACACUUCGUUCAAACAUUUUAUUUUCUUCGUUCAAGAAUUCAACCUGGUUGAGGAAAAAGAAUUGAUGCCACUUGAAGAACUAAUUAAAACAUUGACAACUAAGUGAAAUCGUUUUGCAUAAGAUAUUUUGUGAUAUAUUGCUACGAGUGUUUUUGGAUUGCAUAGUUAAUACCAUAAGGUUACACUGAAGUACUGCUUGCAGCUUUUCUCAUGACCUGAUCUUGACUGUCAUCUCAUACUACUCCUGGAUUUUAGUCUAUUUGUGAAAAAAUUAACUCUUUUAAGUCUGUAUAGAUGCUGUACUUGUCACUGUUAAUUUAUUAUUUUAUUGCCUAAUUAAACAAAAUAUACAACAAUUACUUUACCAAA
Molecule: messenger RNA, 1332 nt
Organism: Dimorphilus gyrociliatus
Lineage: Eukaryota; Metazoa; Annelida; Polychaeta; Dinophilidae
Source: the annotation of a GenBank genome assembly